This is a messenger RNA of Cylicostephanus goldi, 558 nucleotides long. The record is from the annotation of a GenBank genome assembly. Lineage: Eukaryota; Metazoa; Nematoda; Chromadorea; Rhabditida; Strongylidae.
AAUCUGCCGAAAGGUGUAGAUGGUCAAGCUGUGCUGAAUUUCUUCAACGAGUUCGUUGGCGAGGUCAUGUAUCUGCGAAUGGCUACUGGUCCUGAAUCACUUCCUUGUGCGUAUGCUUACAUUGAGUUUACUAAUCAGACAUCUGUGCCUAUUGCUCUUCAGAAUAAUGGCAUCGAUUAUGAAGGCAGACCUCUCCGAAUUCAGCACUCGCGAGUCGCUAUAAUCAAGCCUCAAGCUAAAUCUGCCGAUCAAGCAUUGGAAGAGGUAGAAGAAGCCAUCCGAAUGGGAAAGAAUGGACGAUCUCGCUCUCGUUCUCCUCUUCGCCGUCGCCGCACACCAUCACCUCGCCGAAAAAGCAGAUCUCCUCGUCGCCGUAGAAGCCGCUCGAAGUCGCGAUCGCGCGAUAGGAAGAAGGAGAAAGAAAAGGAUAGGAAGGAAAAGAAGAGGAGUAGAAGUCGCGACAGGAAAAAAGACAAGGACAAGGAUAGUAAAAGUGACCGCAGCUCAGAUCGAAGAAAAGACAAAGAGAAGGACAAGAAAGAGAAAGAUAAAUCCAAG